CGUAAGACGGCACCGCGACGCAGGCAGCAGUGCGCGUGCGCGGCGGGGGCUGGUGGUGCCCCGCGGCCCGGAGCAGGAGCCAACAUGGCGGCGGAGCGCAAGACGAAGUUGUCCAAGAACCUGCUGCGCAUGAAGUUCAUGCAAAGGGGACUGGACUCAGAGACCAAGAGACAACUAGAAGAGGAAGAAAAGAAAAUCAUUAGUGAAGAGCACUGGUAUUUGGAUUUGCCAGAGCUUAAAGAAAAGGAGUGUUUCAUAAUAGAAGAGCAGAGCUUCUUGUUAUGUGAAGACCUUCUCUAUGGAAGAAUGUCAUUCAGAGGAUUUAAUCCUGAGGUUGAGAAAUUAAUGCUUCAGAUGAACUCCAAGAACAAAACAGAGGAAGUUGAAGGUGAAACAGUGGAGCUCGAUGUAUCAGAUGAAGAAAUGGCUAGAAGAUAUGAAACCUUGGUGGGGACAAUUGGAAAAAAGUUUGCCAAAAAAAGAGACCGGGUCAACUAUGAAGAAGAUGAAAAUGGACACGUAAAACCAGUUAAAGUAAAGAAGAUGUUCUUAAAGCCCCAGGAUUGAAGUGGAUGCUUUAAGACAGAGCUCAGGGGUGCCUCAUGAGGGUUAGUAUAUUGUGGAACUCAUUCUGAUGGCUUCUCUGUAGUUAUUCAAACUGUGAUGUUUGAAUGUAAAGAGGUGGAUAAUUUUGGAAACAUGCCACUUUUGAAACAUAUGUGGUGGAUGUUAUACAUCCUUUGCUUCAUGGUGUUCAUCAAGAAUGGAUUUUUAGCCUUCGAGUUUCAAAUGUACAUAGGGAUGUGGCUGCUUCCUAAAGACUUUGUGACUUCAGAUUUUUUUUUAAUGGAGCUCUCUUGUCACUGACCUUGAAUUGGCACGUAAAAAUUAAACCAGUGUUUAAGUUGCCCUUAUGUUUCUAUUUUACUUUAAAUUAUGAAUCAUGCCAAGCCAAUGUAUACAUACAUUCUGGAAUCAAACAUAAUGAGGGUUUAUUAUAUAUAUAGAUUCAUCAAGAGCAAACAUGCCUCUCCAGCCUACAGUACUUGCAUGCUACCGAGUCAUUGUUGGUUUGUGGAAUUACUGGUUUUUGUUUAAAGCUUUUACUUAAUAAAAAAAAAUUAUUCUCUAAUAAAUUAAGUUUUCAUAUA
Herpailurus yagouaroundi (jaguarundi) is the source of this 1151-nucleotide messenger RNA. It is a transcript of the gene MPHOSPH6, whose product is annotated as M-phase phosphoprotein 6. The transcript has 5 exons. Gene Ontology annotation, biological process: maturation of 5.8S rRNA. Bases 85 to 567 code for a protein of 160 amino acids. NCBI's taxonomy places the organism in Eukaryota, Metazoa, Chordata, Mammalia, Carnivora, Felidae. The record is from RefSeq and is a predicted model, not a curated record.